Molecule: messenger RNA, 1386 nt
Organism: Anopheles maculipalpis
Lineage: Eukaryota; Metazoa; Arthropoda; Insecta; Diptera; Culicidae
Gene: Hrb27C
Product: heterogeneous nuclear ribonucleoprotein 27C
Exons: 1
Coding region: 141-1376 (411 amino acids)
Cellular component (GO): cytoplasm
Molecular function (GO): RNA binding
Source: RefSeq, a predicted model, not a curated record
CACCGUCAACAUCCGCAGCAGUCAUCACGACGCAUCCCUCAGGAAACGACGCGUAUCACCACCACCACCACCACCAUCCGCACCGGGGCGCGCGGUAUCGCAACAGUGAGGUUAGCAGUAGCGGCGCCGGGGGCAGGAAAAUGCAUCCAUCGAAAAAGAUGAUGCCGGCCGAACUUGAGGAUCACGAGAAGGGCAAGCUGUUCGUCGGCGGACUGUCCUGGGAGACGAGCCACGAGAACCUGCAGCGCUACUUCAGCCGGUACGGCGAGGUCAUCGACUGCGUGGUGAUGAAGAACAACGAGACGGGCCGUUCGCGUGGCUUCGGGUUCGUGACCUUUGCCGAUCCGGAAAACGUGGAGCGGGCGCUCGAAAACGGGCCGCAUACGCUGGACGGUCGGACGAUCGAUCCGAAACCAUGUAAUCCGCGCUCGCAGCACAAGCCGAAGCGUACGGGCGGGUAUCCGAAGGUGUUUCUCGGUGGAUUGCCGCCCAACAUCACCGAAACGGAUCUGCGCACGUUCUUCUGCCGCUACGGCAACGUGAUGGAGGUGGUAAUCAUGUACGAUCAGGAAAAGAAGAAAUCGCGCGGUUUCGGGUUCCUUUCGUUCGAGAGCGAGGGUGCGGUUGAACGGGCCACCGCGGACCAUUUCGUGCACAUCAGUGGUAAGCAGGUGGAGGUGAAGAAGGCGGAACCGCGCGACGGUAACCAGAACAAUAGCAACAGCAUGAACACGGACUCGUACCAGUGGGGCUCGCCGCAGGCACCGCCGAUGGGCAACGGGCAGAUGGGUGGACCGCCGAUCAACAUGCAGUCCAACAUGAUCCAGGGCUACCAGAGCUGGGGUACGUCUCAGCCGCAGCAGGGUUACGCUGGGUACGGGGCCGGUGCGGCCGGUGCUGCUAACGCGUACCAGAGCUGGGGAGGACCUCCACCACCGCAGCAGUGGGGUAACUACAGUGCGACCCCGCAGCAAACGCAGGGAUACGGUGCGUACGACAUGUACAACAACUCGGGCGCCGGUAGUGCCGGUGGUUACGGUUCUGGCAACUGGAAUUCGUGGAACAUGCCACCGAAUACGGCUGGUUCGGCUACGGGCUCUACCGCGGACAUGUACUCGCGCCCACAGUCGGGCCCAACGGCCGGACCGGGUGCAUCGGCCGGCCCUAACAGCGGUGGACCAUCGAAACCAGGUUCGGAGUAUGGGGGUGGUUCGGCUGCGUACGGUGGCGGUGCAGCUGCUGCGGCGGCUGCCGCUGCUGCGGUAACCGGGUACAACUAUUACCAGAACGAUCAGAACACGUACAACAAUCGGCCACGUUCGGUGUAUGGUGCUGGUAGCGAUGCUACCUCCCAACCGCCCUACCAAGCGUUCUAAAGCGGACGGA